Paramacrobiotus metropolitanus is the source of this 4086-nucleotide messenger RNA. RefSeq names its product dynactin subunit 1-like. The record is from RefSeq and is a predicted model, not a curated record. Bases 152 to 3835 code for a protein of 1227 amino acids. Lineage: Eukaryota; Metazoa; Tardigrada; Eutardigrada; Parachela; Macrobiotidae. The transcript is spliced from 6 exons.
GAUGCCAAUUGUCAAAACAACGUUUCUAUCUUUCAAUUUUUAUUAAUUUAUUCCGAAAAAUCUCGAACGAUUAAUUAUCCACUUAUACUUACAGCAUAAUAUCUGCAACGCUAUGUUAUUUUUGUUAACUGCUGUAUUGCACUCCUAAAAAAUGGCGGCAUCGCCACGGACCCCACCAACAUCUCAGUGGCAAGUUGGCGAUCUGGUACGAGUGGAAGGUAAAGAUUGUGAAGGGAAGAUCGCCUUUAUCGGGGAAACUAAAUUUGCGUCGGGCAUCUGGAUGGGUGUCAUGCUUCGUGAACCGAAAGGGAAAAAUAAUGGCACGGUUAAGGACGUGAAAUAUUUUGAAUGCGAGGAAAACUGUGGAACGUUCGUCCGCGAAAGUCAGGUAUUUGCGUUGACGAGCGAACGAAGAGGAUCUUCGGCCACCUCAUUGACUGGCUCCACAACAUCACUGCAGAGUUUGACUGAGAAGUCUGGAGGCUCAACGCCGUCCGAAGCCCAUACGACAAAAACGGAUAAGACUGCCGCCAGACCGAGUGUUAAGGGAUCUGCUGCGAAAGGUGCACUGCCUGCGCCGUCCCAGAGCGCCUCCAGAGUGCCUGCGCCUGGAUUGAAAGCGCCGCGUCCUUCCGCAUCUAUCCCUUCUGGUCUUUCCUCCGUUUCCGCAACCGAGUCGAGCAGCAAAAAACUUCCGACCUUUGCCCCUGUACUAGCCUCUGCCGUCGCCGCAGUUGAUUCUUCGCCACCGUUAGAGCAGCCGAGUUCGCCAGCCAAGAAUGAUCUCCCCAAGGAAGCUCCUCUCUCUUCCAGAGAGAUCUCCCAACCAGUCACAGCGACAGAACGCAAAGGAUCCUUGAAAACUGAAACUUCAAUCGACGCUUCGACGGUUAGCGAGACGGAAGCCGCACGCCCUGAACCAAAAGAGAUCGCGGUUGAUAUUCACAGAUUAAAACGGGACUAUGAGUCGGAGAACAACAAACUACGUCUUCAAAUCGAGCAUCUCGAGAUCAACAAGCAAAAAAUGGCAGAAGCUCAUGGUGAGCUGCAGAAACAGUUGCUCGCUGCUCAGAAAGAAAUUCGUGAGGUCAAAGAAGCGGCGUCCACCCAGGAGGAUCUGACUGAGCUUCACGAAAACAUUGAGAUGUUGACCCUUGAUCGCGAGAUGGCGGAAGAAAAACGAGAACAGAUGGAACGGGAAUUAGAGGAUCUCAAAAUGAAAUACGAGGAUAAAUGUCUGGAUUUGGAGAUGUUACAGCAUCAGGUAUCUGAGGGAGGGCAUGGAGAAGCGUCCACGAACAUGAAAGUUGUGCAGCUAGAGAAGCAAAAACAGGAUUUAACAGAAGCCCUUUACAAGCUUCGAGAUUUGCUGGAUGGAAAAAAAUAUGACGUGCAACGGUUGGAAAAGGAUUUGAAGGCAGCGGAGGAACGAAACGAUGCCCUUACUGUUUCGGUCGAAAGACACCAGAGGGAAAUUGCUACUAAUGAAGAACUUCUAGUGAAUCUUCGUGAGCAGGUUGAUGCUGCUUUGGGUGCGGAAGAGAUGGUUGAGCGUUUAGCUAACCAAAAAUUAGAUCUGGAAGACAAAAUCGAAGAACUACGGGAUACGGUGAAGGAUUACGAGGAGAUAAUGGCUAUGAAUAAUGAGCUGAUUGAGCUAUCACGAAGUGAUGAGCGGCACACCCACGAGCAGUUGGAUAUGGCUCGAUCCGAAAGUUCAAUUCUGAAAUUGCGAUUAGUGGAGCUGCAACAGAAUUUGAAUGAUACCAGCCAGACGGUGCAUAAAUUCCGUGAUUUGACGAAACAGCUGCAGGAAGAAAACAAUCGUAUGCGCGAGCAACUGCAACUGAGUGCUAACACACCAACCCAAGCUGCUGUGGUGCCGGCAUCGGUCGAUUUCCGCCUGAAAAUCCAGGACGACAAAGUUAAUGCCGAACGAGUGGAUAGGAAAAUCCUGAUGAUCAAAGAGAAGAUGCUGCAGCAGGAGCAAGCCUAUUUAAUGUUGUUCAUGCCUGACAUAUUCGCCAUCAGCCGUGAAGACAGUUUUAUCCGUAUCUGUGUUUUACCGGAACUGAUUGGUUUGAAACUGCGUUUGAUUGAAGAAGAAGUACAAAUGAAAUUUGAAGUUCCGACUGCUGUCGAUUUAUCUGCUGUUCAAAGCUUUGAUGCUCAUCGUCGGGAUGAAGUCGCCUAUGCGUCGUAUUUUAAUUUCCUGCUAAAGAUUCUAGAGGCGAAUGACCGAGAUAUCGACUAUGCGAUUCGCACCGCUCCGGCCGAAGUUUUCGGUAUGUUAAAUGAUUUAGAAGGCCGGGUGGAGCGUCCAGAGAAAGCCAUCCAGUACUAUAUCGAUCAGUUGCGCCAGAGUCGCUUGGAUGACACGAUCAGUCUCGAAUACCUGGAGACCUCAACCAAAGAUAUGGACGAUAUUUUAGAACGGUUGAAUGCGGUGGAAGCCAGUGCUCGCAGCAGUAUGGAUAAAAUGAAAGAUGUCAUGGAUAUUAUUGCUUUCGGGAUGAAAUCGAUUGCAGCCAGCGCGCUGGGGCUGAAGUUGUUGGCGGGCGAUACGGCUCCAGAAUUUUCCAAAUUGUUUAUGGAAUUUGCUAAUAAAUCCGAAAUUGUAACAGAUAUUGUGCGCAAGGUGAAGCGACCACUGGACACCGACAAUGAACUGCGCGCAGUGAUGCUUUCGGAAACUGUCGAUGCGCAGCUGAAAGAUAUAGUGAACAAUCUGCACCGAUGUGUGGCACUGUGUUAUUUGUGGUAUCAGACCGUCAACACGCAGAGCGCGGUUCACGCCAGUGAUAAACCACCGUUGGAUAAUGAGCACUUGAAGCGGAUUCUGUACGCGGAAAAUGAUAAAGGAUCAUUCCGGGCACAGACAGGAUUUUAUAAGACCACCACAACGUCACCACAACAGACUAUGUUGAACUUCAUGGAGGAAACCACUGGAACGCUGCAACAGUUUUUUAAAGAAAUCAACGACGGAGAGUGGCAUCGGGGUGGUGUUAAACUUCCGGAGAUGCCUAAACAUCCACUAAAGGUUCGUGCGGAAACGUUGAAGAAGGCGCUAGCCGAUGCGGAAGCACUGAAGAGCAGAUUAGCUACAAAGGAUGAGGAGAUCAUCGAACUUAAGAAAAAUUUGCGAUCGAAAGUGGAGGAAAUCAGCGAAUACCGCCUGCGCCGUGAUAUGACCGAGCGAAAACUGGAAACUGCAUCAAAAACGGAAGAAGAAAAAUUGUCCAAGUUGCAGGUGCAAAUUCUCGACCUGACCAGUAAACUGCACAAGGUACAGAACGAGUACGACACGGAAACCGCUCAUCUGCGUAUUCAACUGGAACAGUCAGAAGCGGAUAAGAAACAAAUGGACGAAAAGUUGAAACAGACCAGCAAACGCUUCCUUGAGAUAUCGCCUCGUAAAACACCCGGCGGAGUUAGUACGAGUGGUUAUCCAUCGGAUGGGCAGAUCGAUGUACUGCGUCAAAUUAAUUCUUCCUUGAGGGCGGAAAUUAUCAAUCUUAAAGGACAGCAAAUUAAACGGGAUUUGGAUCAAUUACUUCCACCGCUCAAACUCCCGUCGCGAGCAGUUCGAGAUCCUUUUACCGAGCGUCUGAAUAAGCUGAAACGCCAACAGAUGGAACUGGAAACGGAGAAACGGAUGCUGUUGGCUAAAACUGUUGUUGAUUUAAGUAAACCAAAGGAGGAGCGGGACCGGCUAAGGAAGUUUAGGAGGACAAUGGAUGCCGAAUUGCAGUUGAAAUUAAGAAAGAUUCAGACGGAGAUUUCGGAACUUUCUGGCCCCGGACGAUUUUUCGAAGAUCUUACUCUCACGGAUUGAGCGUUCUGUGUGUCGUUUAGUAAUUUUCUGGAUAGGAAGGCUACCGUUUUUAACCCAGUGAUGAAAGACGAAUGCGUUUUAUUGUUUCUAAACCGUACUACGCGCUGGAUUAUUUUGUAUUUGUACUUCAAGUUUUUAUUUGAAUUUUUAUUUGACGAACAUCGAAUGCGUCUGUAUAAAGCUGCUGUAAGCGGUAUUGCAGUGAUCUUCAUUAAGCUGUUUGCAAUUCAUAAUAAAAUAUGCGACUUUCA